AUGACCGCUAACAAACAAAUUCUCAUUUCCAUGGAAGAUGAAGAUUAUAAUUCUUCGGAGGAUUCCGAUUUUUUACCACAGACUCACCCCCAAAUAUCUGGAGAAGUAUACUCAGAUGACGAAUCUGAACCAGAUGAAGUAUCGGCAAAAGGUCUUGGAAGAAAAAGGAUACAUUUAGCUAAAGAAGAAGUCGUCUCAGAUUGUAAUGCUUCCGGAGACGAAGUGGUUAUCGCCCUGUCUAAGAAAAACAUAACAGAAGGGCAAAUGAAAAAGAACAAAUCUAUCAUGACAAGAAGUAUGCGUGCUUUGGAGGGGAAAAAAGAAAAAGAACCAAAAAAUCCAUUAGUAAGUAAUUCUGCAACGAUCGAUGUUGAAGCGGUUUGGCAAGCAAUGCUCUCUGGAAAACCGCUGCCAUCUACAAGCAAUGAAACAAAUGAACAACAUAAUUCAUUCUUACCCCCUCCGUCCUCUUCCUGCAUAAAGUCUAAACAUGGAGAGACUCUUGAAGUGGCUAGGCAAAUCAACGAGGUUGUAGAUAAAUAUGACUUAAAACCACAACCUCCGCCCGUCAACUCAAGCGAAAGCGAACUUCAAUCUGAAGCAAACUCUAAGCUUUCUAUGACUACGGUAACGUCAUCAGACAGUAAGGUAUCAUUUAAAAGACCACCUAGACUUGCCCGAAGGUCUAGAUUCGAGCCAAUCAAUGAAAAUUUACACCCUAGGGAUGAUCUUCAUCUUAGCAUUGGGAAAAGAAGUCAUCAAAUUGAAAGAAACAUUCCGGAACCACUGAAAAAGCUAAAUACUGUUGAAAAAAGCGCCAUUGACUGGUCAAACUUCGUUGAUAAAGAGGGUAUUUCAGAAGAACUCCAUGCCGCAGGCAAAAGUAAAGGUGCUUACAAAGCACGACAAGAAUUUCUAGCAAGGGUUGAACAGAAGAAAGAGAAAGCUAGUCGCAAGGCACGAGGCUUACCUACCUAA
Molecule: messenger RNA, 978 nt
Organism: Blumeria graminis f. sp. triticale
Lineage: Eukaryota; Fungi; Ascomycota; Leotiomycetes; Helotiales; Erysiphaceae
Source: the annotation of a GenBank genome assembly